Pocillopora damicornis (cauliflower coral) is the source of this 4803-nucleotide messenger RNA. RefSeq lists its product as uncharacterized. Lineage: Eukaryota; Metazoa; Cnidaria; Anthozoa; Scleractinia; Pocilloporidae. The record is from RefSeq and is a predicted model, not a curated record. Gene Ontology annotation, biological process: protein phosphorylation; necroptotic signaling pathway. Gene Ontology annotation, molecular function: ATP binding; protein kinase activity.
UUCACACCCUGCGUACCUUCUCAAGUAGCUUAAGUGACUGUUGAAAAAGUUCCAACAGUUGUUUGAACUGUUUUGGCAUCUAUUCAGUUAAAAUCUCCUCUUGUUUUAAAAGAGGAGGGUGACAUACAAUUGCAAACAAUUUGCAUCUACUAAAACAACUAUCACCCCAGUUUGAACAAUAAUUUCUCUAAGUUUCAAAAUGACAAGUGUUUUGAUUGAAACAAGUGAGUGUUAAAUUUUAAGGCAAAGACAAUUUUCUCCAUCAAACCCAAGUAUCUUAUUAUCACUGCACUAUGAAGUUUUGUAUAUUGAUUAGCAGCAAGGAGCAGCUACAUGUAGUUGAAAGGAAAUUCUUAGAUUCAUAGUAGUAAGAUCUAGUGGAAAGAAACUGACUAUUAUUUAGAAUGAGCAUCUCAAGAAUUCAAUGAGCUAUUUUUUGCCCACAACUUGGAUUUUUUUUCUACUUCAUAACUGUCAUGAAUUCACUAGUAAAGUUCACAAACAAUAUGUAAUUGUAAAACUUGCCUUUCAAACAGUUAUGUGCAAGGUGUCAUCUCUAUUUAAGAAUAUGUCAUGUUUACUGUUAAGAUUUUAAAAUGCUACUUUCUUGAUGGUAUGGUGUACAUGUAUGUUGCACUCUGGAUACUGAACAGUCAGUAGGGGAUAAAAUUUUCAUUGAUGACAAUGGCACCCAUGUGAAUGAUAAUGAUGAUGAUAAUGAUGAAAGUCAUGAUGAUGGUUAAUGAUGACAAUAAUCUUCAAUAAUAAUGAUUAUGAUAUGUGGUUUAACAUAUCUAGAAACAUCCAGGGUCAGGAACGUGCGAUGGAACAUUUAGAAACAAGCGAUACUUUACCUGUGAGCCAGACUCUGGGGUUUUUGUUGGACUGGACAAAUUGACACCUAGAGAAGAUGAAUAUGACUUGAAAUCUUCAAAAAUUGGGAAAAAAGACAAAAUGGAAGUACCCAGUAUGAACUUUAUUAUUCUAAGGGAUUGUUUCGGACAUGUAGUUGAAAAAAACAUGUGGACACUGGGCUUUACGACAAAGCCUAAACAAAUCAGUGUUUUACGAGGUGAGUUAUCAGAAGCUCUUCCAGAGGCUGAACAGCCUGCAGACUUAACUAAAGUAGCUCUUGUUGGAAUUGAAUGUAAAUCAUUACGUCUUGAGUGUCCAAUGAAGGAUAUGGCUCGACUAUCUGAGGAAGAAACCAACUUGCUUUUAGCAAUUACUUCACCUGAAGGAAGAUACAAAGCAUAUAUAGAUAGGAAACAUAUGGCAUUUGGCCAACAAUUGUCAAUUGGAAGUGAUGUUUGGGUUGAAGUGGAAGGAAUCACACAGAUUUUGCCUGGUACUGUUUGGUAUAAAGGUGUAUUACCGCCCAAUCUGGGAACUUGGUUUGGAGUUGAACUCAUUAAACAUCCAGGGUCAGGAACAUGCGAUGGAACAUUUGGCAACAAGCGAUACUUUGUCUGCGGGCUAGACUGUGGGGUUUUUGUUGGACUGGACAGAUUGACACCUAGAGAAAAUGAAGAUGACUUGAAAUCUUCGAAAAUUGCAGAACAAGACGAAAACAUUCAGGCUGAACUUAAAUCAAGUCUUCAGGAUGCUAUAUCGUCAUUUUGGAAGGGAAAACACGAGCAAAGGCAAUUUCAAGGAAUUGAUGGAGUGCUUAAGACUGGUGAAAGAGUUGUGACAUUUAUUGAGGAUAGUCCAGCCAGGGGAACUGUGCGAUAUAUUGGUGAGGAGGAGGAUUCAACUAGAAAUUUUCGUACAAUUGUAGGAUUAGAACUGGAUGAAAGAUUGGGAUUUGGUUGUGGUAAAAGACGUGGCUCUCAAAAGUUUGUUUGUAAGAGGGAUUUUGCAUUAUUUGUACCAUUGGAAACUGUCAUACCAGAGAAGGACUUUGAUGGUUAUUUUGGAGAAGCUGCAGGACAAGAAGCUCAGGGAAAGCGGGAGCAAAUUCAUGAAGACGAAAUGUAUGCAAGAUCAAUGAGCUGUGGUAAUUUACCAUCAGUUACUAGUACGGAAUCUGUCAAAAAACUGAGAAGAGCAACUUUAAUGACCUUUGCUGAAACAGAACUCAUGAUGGCAGCUGGAGAAUCCAGCAAAACCAAUCGACAGAAAUUUAUAGAGAAACGACGUCAGAUGCUCAGGGAGUUUGAGUGUAAAAACCUGCCCAGUGACAAUCAAGAUAAUGCUGUCAUCACACACGAUGCAGAAAGGAGAGACAGUACCGAAGAUUUUCACUUUAAUGAUGCUCCUUUCAAAGACACUCCUCUGGUCAGUUGUGGUCAAACUUGGGAAAGGACGGUUCACCUCGGUUUGGCCAGUAGUGACCCCGAGAAUAGAAGACGAAAAACUCUUGAAAAGCAACGGCAAUCACGAGACAUGGAAGGUCAGCUGCCGAGCUUGCAAGAGAAACCGAGAGAAAAUGACGAAGAAGAAAAGAAUUUACUCGAACGAUUGAGAGAGAUGGAGCAGCAGUUGGCUCAAUUACGAGCACAACUGGAAGAGAAAGAGUCGGAAAAGCAGGAACAAGGUGACAGAUUACAGAGACAGUUGCGGGAGAUGGAGCAACGGUUGGCAGACGAACACGAACGACUGCAGGAGAAGCAUGAUCAGCCUGUGAACCCCGAAGCACAAGUGAAACAGAUGGAGGAACAGCUGACAAACGCUCAAGGACAGUUACAAGAGAAGCAUGAUCAGUUAGUGAACUCCAAAGCACAAGUGAAAAAGAUGGAGGAACAGCUGACAAACGCUCAAGGAAAGUUACAAGAGAAGCAUGAUCAGUUAGUGAACUGCGAAGCACAAGUGAAAAAGAUGGAGGAACAGCUGACAAACGCUCAAGGACAGCUACAAGAGAAGCAAGAUCAGUUAGUUAACUCAGAGACACAAAUCCGGGAAGUAGAGGAACAAGUGACAAACUUACGAAGACAGUUACAUGAACAUUUAGUGAAUUCAGAAGUACAAAGUAGAGAGGCGACACAGCAAUUGACCGAUAUCCAAGAGCAACUACAGGGAAAAGAUGAAGAAAUUGCUGGUUUAAAAAAUCAGUUAACUGAACUCGAAAUGACUCUCUCGACAGCUCAACAAUUAGCGUUAAAUGCACGUCAACGGCAGGAGUCACCUGACUGGGUCAUUUCACGCGAUCAAAUUCACGUGACAGAUAAAUGCCUCGGAAGGGGAGGCUGGGGACAUGUUGUGGAAGGAAAGUAUUGUGGUUGUGCCGUAGCUGUGAAACAAAUCCAUGAGUUGAUUCUUUCCAAUCACAACCGCAGUUUGUUUGUGCGAGAAAUGAACAUAGCUUCAAGAUGUCGUCACCCAUGUUUGUUGCAGUUCGUUGGGGCCACAAAUGACGAAGGAAGUCCUUUGUUUGUCACAGAGCUGAUGGAAACAAGUUUACGAGCACUGUUAAAGCGACCGCUUUCCGCUACUGAAUUGUUCGUUAUUUCCCUGGAUGUGGCUCGAGCAUUAAACUAUCUUCACCAGAAGCAACCAUCUCCCAUCAUUCACCGGGACAUCAGCAGUGCAAAUGUGUUGCUAUGGCGACAAGGUGACCAAUGGCGAGCCAAGGUUUCAGAUUAUGGCACAGCCAAUUUCAUGCAACAUACCAUGACAGUUGCACCUGGAGCGCCAAUUUACAGUGCACCUGAAGCAGUCACUAAAAACCAAACCGUUAAGGUUGAUGUAUACAGUUUUGGUGUUCUUCUUUGUGAGAUGUCGAUCCAGGAAAUGCCAGAUCCUGAAAAGCGUGAACAGCAAGUUGCACUUGUAAAAAACCGCGUGAUUCGAAAUCUCAUCCGGAGAUGCUUACAAACAGAGCCUGAGGCGAGACCGUGUAUGGAGGAAAUAAUCGAUGAACUUGAAAAGCCAACGCUAUACAAAAAGACAAACGAACUCAAUCAAAACUAAAACAAGAACGAAAAAAACUUAACUACACAACCGUUUGGUGGAGCUAUAAUGGUAGGACUGCUUGUAGAAUAACAGAUCGGAUAGUUAACUGAUUAGCUUGUGUUUCUUAUAGGAAAUCAGGCUUUUGAGCUGUAGAUAGGUCCAAAAUACGGCUUAAAAUUGUUGCCUUUUUUGCAGCGAAUGAGCAAUUUUCUGCAAAGAAGUACCUCUCUUUUGCAUUAUGUUACCAGAAAACUGCAUAUCUCCCAGCCAAUCAGAUUGAAGAACGUUUGUCAUUUAUUUCAGUUAUUAACUGAUGCAUAAAAGAAGGCAGUGCUUUUCUUUUAUUCAAGCCAAAAGAGGGUGUUAAGAUAAAAUGUGGAAGUAACUCGAUUCAAACACAAAAGAUUUGGUAACGACACUGUAGAAACCCAUUAACUCGGACUGUGAAGGGAAAUGAUGAACACUUCAAGAAAAAUCUUUGCAAAUGUCAAUGGGAACGGAAGGCGAAUGUGCGUGUUAUGCAUGAGAACAGGUUACUAUUUAACAACUAUUUAUCGAAGUGGAAGUGGAUAGUGGUGAAUAUUUACCGAACUGCGAUGAGGCGAGGUAAAUAUCCACCGCUAGCCACUGACAUUGAGGGAAUAGUUGUUUUUAACAUAUACUAAAACUGUGAGAUAAUAUAGCCCAAAAAGAUGAUUUCAACUCGCUUACUCCUGCAGCAAUUAAAAUAAUUUCUAGUGCAAUCCCGCGCGAGUUGCUCGGCAGUGAAUAGCAAAGGAUGUUCGAAGUUUGAGCGGCCAAUCAGAACGUGCUUUAACACCAUCCACUAUUUUAAUUUAUACUAAAUUUUGUUAUGAGUGGAAUUCGUUCGUGUGAGAUGAUUAAGCUGAGCGCAUGCCUAAAAAAUUA